AGGAGGCGGAAACCUCCAUCUGCCCUGCUCGGUGACCGACCCGUCAUCCUCAGGAACCGGGGAGGAGACGGAUCAUCUCCUCGCUUCUCUUCCCUUUAUUCCCUUUACUUUAUAUAACACUGGGUGCAGCUGCCGGGGUAAAUACGGAGGAGGGCUGAGGUGAAGAAGUAGAAACAGCAGAUUUAAUAUGGAUGAGAUCUAUAGUCUAUAUAUAGGCUAUGCCCCGGACUGCACCACCACCACUACCAGCAGCAGCAGCAGCAGCUCCACCGCCACCAGCUGCCCCCAAUGGUACCGAUGAAGCGUGGGUCGAGUGUGUUGCAGCCUCCCUCCGAUGCAGCCAAACGACACACACACCCCGCACUCACAAAGACACACCGUAGCGACGACGCCGUCUCGCUGAGCGCGUCCAACGCAUGCGCCGAGGGCACGCCGGACGCGCGUGCCGCAGGUUCGAGCCCCUUCCCGUCGGCCACCUCUCUGUUCAGCCCUGAUGUCAGCACCAAGAUGGCGUCUGACCUCCUCAUCAGGCUGUCAGAAGCCACUCAGAAGGCCCAGAUGCAUCCUGGGAGCCGAGAGGAGGCGGAGCAGCAGGACGAGCCUGGUGUCGCCCUCUCACCGGACGGGCCCGGGGCGAGUCCCGAGCCGCCGUCGUUGACGCACACCCCGGAGGGCAACGCCGUCACGGACACGCUGGCUUCAGACCUGCUCAGGAAACUGGCAGAGCGCCAGGAAGUGAACGUCCACAUGUUGAGGCUCAAAGAGGAAGAGGAGCCGCUGGAGGUCGACGCAAUGACUCAAAAUCAGCCAGUCAUCGAGGAGGCCACUCAUUCCACCUCGAGGGUGACGAGCCGCCAUCUCUUCACCGUUAAAGCAGAAAACCAGGGCCUCGCCAGGAAUAAGCCAGCUGAACAAUUGCACCCUGGGGCCAAAGCGGUGGACCGGUACAACUUCGACGUUAAAACAGAAGAAGGGUUUUCUGCAUCCAGCAAGGCAGACUGCUUCGGCGACGCGUCAAACGGUGUUCAGUUUCAGGUGAAAGUGGAGGAUUGUGGGGCAGCUGGAGCCACGGUGGAAGGUCGCCUCCAUGCCAGAGCCGCCAUGGACGACCUUUUCCCCGUUAAGGCGAAGAUCCCCGAGACGCGUCUGUCCGGAGCCAAGAUGGGCAGCAGGUUUUUCUCUGGCGUCAAGAAGGAGAACCACUACCCGUCGGGUGCGGCGCUGGAGAACGGGCUCGUGUCCGGAGCCAAGAUGGCCGCUCAGGUUUUCUCCGGAGCAAAAAUAGAGGAGCAGUUUCUGUUUGGAGCCAAGAUGGAGGACCAGUGCCUCAGAGCAGUUCUGUGGCAGGACAUGUCAGUCAACCUGGCGUCUACGCUACUGCACCAGCUCUCCGAGAAGGUCAGUAAGUCCAGCUGUCAGCAGGUGGAGAGGAUGGCGCCGCCCGUCAGAAACAGUCCUGUUGCGAAGAUCGGGAUGGAGCGCGUCCCCUCCUCUCCGCUGCUGGGCCUCCGAGAACCUGCUCCAUAUGAAACGCAAACCCACGCCGUUAGAGAUCAAACCACAGCUUCUUCUUACUUCUUCAGGUGCCACGUGUGCGGCUUUGAGACCGAAGGCCACGCCCUUUUCAAGAGUCACAUGACGGAACACCGCCAAUGGGAACACAGCUCCUUCUCGCUGCACUGCUGCAGGUGCGACCACUCGACCAAUCAGGAGGCAGAGAUGAUGGCCCAUGUGGACACGCACAUACAUGGCGAUACGGGAGAAAUGAGACGGCCGGUCCCACUCCCCGCCGCCUCCACCAGACCUCCGCCGGCCGCCGCGCCGCCGCCUCCGCCGGAGCAGAGCUCCUCCGAGCACCGCUGCCGCAUCUGCCAGAGGUCGUUUCCCGGGCAACAGGAGCUCCUGGUCCACUUCCAGGGUCAUCGCCAAGGCAACCAGUACCGCUGCGACCGCUGCGGUCACCUGACGCGGACGGCCAACAAGCUGGUGGAGCACGUGCGCGUGCACACGGGCGAGCGCCCGUUCACGUGCGGCCUCUGCCCCUACAGCGCCAAGCGGCGGGACAGCCUGCGGCUGCACUGCAAGGUCAAGCACGGCGCGCACGGCAGCGGCGCCGCUGACGCGCCCCGCGACGUGCACACGCACCGGACGUACGCGCACCCCGGAGACGGCCAGCGGUCAAACAAACACGUGCAGCGGCUGCACACGCCGGCCAGCCCUCACACUGCCUCCUCCCGUCCUCCUCCGCUGCUCCCUGACCGCGCCGGUUUAGAGUUUCUGGGGACCCACAUCUCAGCGGACAUGUCCUGGUCAACCAACACCUCCUGCCUGGUCAAGAAGGCUCGCCAGCGCCUCUUCUUCCUGAGGACACUGAGGAAAAAUCAGCUAUCCUCGACUAUCCUGGUGAACUUCUACCGCUGCGCAAUAGAAAGCAUCCUGACCAACUGUGCAACAGUGUGGUAUGUGAGCUGUACUGUUACAGAUAGCAAGGCACUGCAGCGGGUGGUGAAAGCCGCCCAGUACAUCACUGGGACUCCACUACCCACCAUUGAGCACAUCCAGAAGAAACGCUGCCUACAUAGAGCUCCCAGCAUCCUUAAGGACUCUUCUCACCCAGCCCACAGACUGUUUUCUCUCCUGCCCUCCGGCAGGCGUUUCAGGUGCCUCCGGACCAGAACCAGCAGACUAAAGAACAGCUUUUUCCCCAGAGCUGUCUCUUUAUUGAACUCCAACCCUCACUGA
Messenger RNA from Fundulus heteroclitus (mummichog), 2742 nucleotides. RefSeq lists its product as uncharacterized. NCBI's taxonomy places the organism in Eukaryota, Metazoa, Chordata, Actinopteri, Cyprinodontiformes, Fundulidae. Gene Ontology annotation, biological process: regulation of transcription by RNA polymerase II. Gene Ontology annotation, cellular component: nucleus. The coding region runs from base 289 to 2742 and encodes 817 amino acids. Gene Ontology annotation, molecular function: DNA-binding transcription factor activity, RNA polymerase II-specific; methyltransferase activity; 2-oxoglutarate-dependent dioxygenase activity. The record is from RefSeq and is a predicted model, not a curated record. The transcript has 10 exons.